This is a messenger RNA of Peronospora matthiolae, 240 nucleotides long. The record is from the annotation of a GenBank genome assembly. NCBI's taxonomy places the organism in Eukaryota, Oomycota, Peronosporomycetes, Peronosporales, Peronosporaceae.
AUGCCGCCGAAGAAAGCCGCAGGAUCGGGACCUUCAAAGAAGGCUGCGGUGAAGCAGAAGGAGAAGGUGUUGGAGGAUAAGACCUUUGGUCUUAAGAACAAAAAGAAGAGUAAGAAUGUGCAAAAGUAUAUUCAGGAGGUGACCAAGCAAGUCGCGGGCGGCACUACUCGUGCUGACCGCAUGAAGGAGCAGGAGGCCAAGCGAAAAAAAAGAUGCAAAGGCAGAGCAGGAGAACCUUAA